UUGACCUGAUAUAUGUACAUUGAAAAUCUCGAGUAACAUCAUUACACGUCUUGUUUUUUAUAUACGCCGAUACGUGCAAUGAUUUACUAUUAAAUAGUGUUGUCAGUUAUGAAGCGACUCGUGAUUAAAAGCGACAAUGCGCAGAAAAUCAUGUAAUUAACGGUUCUCUGAGAGAAUCGGCAGGAAUGAUGAAUCGCGAAUAUCUACGCGGGACGGUGCAGGCACUGCCAGAUUUUUCACUGACUUUUCGAAUUAACGUCGUCUGAAUUUUUACGAAAGUAUGUUUUCCUCAUUAUCAAACGUUUGGGGCAUGAUAGGCGAUCUAGCAGUUGAUUAUAUCGACGUGGAUUUUACUCUGUGGUUAACAUGGCUUCUGACUCCUCUGCUAAUUGCAUUCCUGCUUCCGAUGGUUAUCGGUGUCCUCCUUUAUGCCACUGCCACGAUAUUGUACGUCUACAAGUUGCACUGGACAAGACUCAGACAUGCAUAUGAUGGCGAUUGGAAAAGUGCCUCACGCAGUAUGGUUGCUGCUGUUUGGGAUGCUCAAGGAUGGAUAUGGCAUGGAUAUGAGAUUGUCGGUCUAGAAAAGAUUCCAAAGGAUGAGGCGGUUUUGUUUGUCUAUUAUCAUGGAGCCAUUCCGAUAGAUCUCUACUACUUUAUCUCCAAAGUGUUUCUUUUUAAUUCGAAGCUCAUCCACUCAGUCGCAGAUAGAUUUCUCUUCAAGUUUCCUGGCUGGUCGAUUAUCUCCGAUGUAUUGAAAGUGAUUCCUGGUACUAUCCAGACAUGUUCUUCAAUCUUGAAGGAAGGGAACAUGUUGGCGAUAUCACCGGGAGGUGUUUACGAAGCACAGUUUGGAGAUUGCUAUUAUCGACUUAUGUGGAAAAAGAGAGUGGGAUUUGCAAAGGUCGCGCUAGAUGCCAAAGUGAGUAUAAUUCCUAUUUUUACGAAGAAUCUUAGGGAGGCAUUUAGAACAGUAAGCUGGGGCAGGAGGAUAUGGUUAAGAAUAUAUGCUGCAACAAGGUUUCCUCUUAUGCCAGUUUAUGGUGGCUUCCCAGUGAAGCUCACAACUUACGUAGGUGAUCCGAUUCCGUACGAUGGCAGUUUGACACCCGAAGAGCUUCAGUCAAAAGUGGCAGCUGCUCUAGAAGAUUUAAUAAGGCAGCACCAAAAGGUGCCUGGAAGUAUUACACGAGCUUUAAUGGAGAGGUUGCCUUUCUUCAGAAAAUGGAUCAAAGGCAAUGAAUUAAAUGGGUUCGCAAUUCAGAAAGUAAACGGUGAUACAAUCAUGCAUAAUUGAUUUAACGUACUUAAAGUUACAUUUGACUUUUCUGUGGAAAGUCAGUGACGAUCUAGCCAGGAAGACGAGGAGUGACAUUAUUGCAGUGAUUUAAAGAACUCACUUUAAGGUUAAAGUAUUUAACGGUGCUUGCAGUAAUUACAAGCAGUAGCGUCUUAAGAACAAGUAUUCUACACUUUUAUAGUUCUUUAGAAUUUCUUGGGAUAAAUGAAUAUAAUGUAAUGUUUAACUGAAGAUCAUGACAUAUUUGUGCGUAUAUAGUGUGCAGUUUUGCAUUACGUUGAUCAUUUGUAGGAUCAAUCUGCAUGCGACAUUCCAGUCCAUUAUGAAUUUUCUAUAUGUACUUGUAUAGAUGAGGUUUACAGAUCUUUUUCUUCGGUAAAUUAAGUAGAAGAGCCAAGAACUAUCCAAUUUGUUAGAACAUCUAUAGCGUUGAAUGCUAAAUGUGAUUCAUCACAGAUGUACUUGAAUCAUUAAAAUGUUGGAUUAUUUUAUUUAUUGCUUUUGUAUAUAUUAUGUUAA
This is a messenger RNA of Orussus abietinus, 1819 nucleotides long. RefSeq names its product transmembrane protein 68. Lineage: Eukaryota; Metazoa; Arthropoda; Insecta; Hymenoptera; Orussidae. Gene Ontology annotation, molecular function: acyltransferase activity. The record is from RefSeq and is a predicted model, not a curated record. The transcript has 7 exons. Bases 281 to 1297 code for a protein of 338 amino acids. Gene Ontology annotation, cellular component: membrane.